Homalodisca vitripennis (glassy-winged sharpshooter) is the source of this 3230-nucleotide messenger RNA. It is a transcript of the gene Ppcs, whose product is annotated as phosphopantothenate--cysteine ligase. The record is from RefSeq and is a predicted model, not a curated record. Gene Ontology annotation, cellular component: cytoplasm; nucleus. Bases 138 to 1061 code for a protein of 307 amino acids. Gene Ontology annotation, molecular function: phosphopantothenate--cysteine ligase activity. The transcript is spliced from 6 exons. Lineage: Eukaryota; Metazoa; Arthropoda; Insecta; Hemiptera; Cicadellidae. Gene Ontology annotation, biological process: coenzyme A biosynthetic process.
CCUGACCUAUAACAAUUUUUCACUAUUCUGCGUUCUGUUUGAGUUGGUUGCUUGUUUUGUAACUCGGUUUGUUUACAUAUUCGUAAUUAAGUUUUGUUUUAGGUAAAUUGUUUGUUGUAUGGUUUGAGUUUAAUACAAUGGCAAAUUGGGAAGAGUUUUAUGCAUCCUAUAGACCACCAUCGAAUUUUAAUGAAAGUAAAUCAAACAUAACAACGUUUGUGAACAAACAUUUUGAUAACAAAAUAGUUUUGGUUACGUCUGGUGGAACAACAGUGCCAUUAGAACUGAACACAGUCCGAUUCGUUGACAACUUCAGUGCAGGAACUAGAGGAUCGGCCUCCACAGAAUAUUUCCUAGCUUCAGGGUAUGCAGUAAUUUUUCUUUACAGGUUAAAGUCUCUGGAACCAUUUGUUCGUCAUUUCACUGGUCAACAAUUUUUGAAUACACUUACUGUUGUUGGAGAUGAUCCUGACAGACCUAAAAUCCAAGUGUCAGACAACUUUGUCCCCAAGAUGUUGCCAUUGUUAAAAAACUACCAGUCCGCCAUCUCGACAGGCCGGCUACUCUGUAUUGACUUCACCACACUCUCUGACUACCUGUGGUUGCUGCGAGAAGCUUGCUUGCAAUUGGCACCAUUGCAAAAAAGGGCUCUUAUAUACCUUGCAGCUGCAGUAUCAGACUUCUACAUUCCUGCAGAUAAAAUACCGGAGCACAAAUUGCAAUCCGGAGAUGGGCCUUUGGUGAUUACACUGCAGUUGGUUCCCAAAAUGUUAGAACCACUUGUGUCAGAAUGGUUGCCACAUGCUUUUGUUGUAUCUUUCAAACUGGAAACUGACCCCGACAUCCUCAUUAAGAAGGCAAGACUUGCCUUGCAUAGAUAUAAACACAAGCUUGUAAUUGGGAAUAUGCUUAAUACAAGGAAACAUCAAGUAACAAUAGUGGAGCCAGAAACACACUACAACAUUACUCUUACCGAUGUUGAAAUUUCAUCAGGGGCAGAGAUAGAAGAAAAAAUAGUCAAUGAUCUUCUCCAAAGACAUGAAAAUAUUUUAGCACAUUAGUAUAUUUGUGUUUUCUGUCAAUUGUUUUAUAAUUAGCUCUCAUUGUUUUAAUUGGUAUAACAAAUAGCCAUAACAGAAAUCAAGAAAGCAUUCUAUCAAGCAGAAGCAAGAAGCCAUGAAAUAUGAGUAUCAGUCAUAUAUAAUUUUUAUUGCUUGUCAUUGUCAAAUAUGAUUGAGUGCAAAUCUAGUAACCCAAAAUAGUAAAGUGCUUAACAUUGAUCAUAGAAUUUAGAUAUUGUAUUAGAACUUAUGGUCCAAAAGCCAACCACUAGUUCUCAUUUCAUCAAGAUAUUUAAACAAGUCCUAUCAUAUUAUGUUGUUAUUUUAAAUAUGACUUUAUUAAAUAACACAGGAAACAGUCAGUUUUGUAUUUGGUAAAUGAGGAGUCAAAAUUACAUACAAUGGCUAGUUUUUGAGAGCAUGUUUAAUCAGGCAGAAAAAUUUCCAAAAAAAGGAGGUAUGGUGUCGGUGUUACAGUUACAUUAGAUAACUUGUAUAUGGCAUAAAAGUAUAUGCUUUUUUGUGGUACACAUUUAGUUCAUAACUUACUCUCAUUGCAACUCGUGCUUACCAAAAACUAAUAAUGUCAGAUGGCAAUAACUGUUAGUUCAAAUCAUAAACUUACUGUUAUAUUUCAUUAUAUGCACAGGGUACAAAGAAUAGCAUAGUUUCAAUCAAAUCAAUAAAAGUAUUAAUGUAAUAAAUAAGUUAUUAACAAUUGUUAGAUUAACCUACUUAAGUACAUUGUAAUAUAACUUAUAGCUUGCCUAUCAUAACAAAUAAUCUUAAUUUAUUCUUUAGCUUAAAUAUUCAUACAAAUUCUUUAAAAGAAAACAGAGGAAGUGUAUAUUUUUGGUAGAUAAAAUAACACACUCUAGAAAACAUACUAUUAUGUGAUGUCUAAAGCAUGUUAUAUUAUGAAAUUAAGGACUGUCCUGAUCAACAUUUCGUUGAUUCUAGUAUUUCUUUAUUAGUUUUGUAUAUUUGGUAAGAAAUUGCGUUACAUAACGAAUUGAGCUUGUUUUUUGAACACUGUUUUUUAUCCCUCCACGUGAAGAGCCAUUGUGAUAGGGAGAUGCCAGUUAUUUUUGUGUGUUAACUGUUACAAUCAGUGUCAGUCAGUAUAGGCAAGUCUAUUGUAUAAUAUUGUCCUGUGAUUAAUGAGGGUUGAUUGUAGAUACAAACAUCUAUACAACAUUAAUUUGGUUGUGAGAAUUUAGGCAUUAAGUAGUAAACAUUGUUUUUAUAUAAUUUCUUUACAUACUGUGAGAUAAUAUUGUACAGUUGACUUUAGAAAACUCUAUCUUGUUUUGAAUGAGUCUGUUCUCUUAUACAACAACAAUAGUAGAAAUCAAAUUUUGUUCUCUUAUACAACAACAACAUAGAAAUUUAAUUUACAAAGAACUGUAAUGCAUUUGUAGAUCAGUUGAAUUCUAUUAUAUGUCUCCAAUUCUUAAACCUUUUAUGCAACAUAUGUUAGCACAUAGUAAUAAUUUAGUAAACUUCAAUAUAUGGACAUUCCUUUAUCAGGGAUAGAAGAUCCAUGUCCUCUAUCUGUUAGGACGUACUAUAUGAGAAUUAUGGAUCUGUCCCAUAUAAAUCAUAUGAAGACUAAAACUGCUCAAGCAUUCCACUGAAUAAAACCAGAAGAAUAAAACUGAAGCUUGUUACUGAAUUUUAAAAGAAAAAGUUUGAGAAUUGGAAUUUAAAAUGGAAGUUAAUUGUAAUUUUAUGCAUUUAUUGCCUUAUCUGACAAGCUGUGAUGAAUCUUAGUGUUAAUUUACUUUUAUAAACUUGAAAUGGCCUAAUAAUAAAACAUUUGAGUAAAUGCUAAAAAUACAAAAAAUAAAAAUGUUUAAAAAUGGAAAAUUUAAUAGAAAUGAUGAUAUCCAACAUUCCUUAGCAUUUGUUUGAAUAGGAGUUAGAUCACUAUCACCUUAGUUUAUUAUUAGCCACACUCACUUAGAGAAGUUGGGGUUGUUUGAAUUGAAAAUGCUAUUUACUUAAAGAUGUUAAAUAUUCUUUUUCACUACUGUUCAAAUUUAUACUAUAAUUUGUUACUGUACUUUUAAUGACAGAAAUAAGAAUGUUAAUGUGUUGGAAAGUGCAAUAGAGUUUAUAUUGUUAAUGUUUAUAAUGUGGUUGUUGAAUAAAGAUACUGUAAUAAAA